Contarinia nasturtii (swede midge) is the source of this 875-nucleotide messenger RNA. RefSeq names its product ribosome maturation protein SBDS (gene Sbds). The transcript has a single exon. The coding region runs from base 68 to 823 and encodes 251 amino acids. Lineage: Eukaryota; Metazoa; Arthropoda; Insecta; Diptera; Cecidomyiidae. Gene Ontology annotation, biological process: cytosolic ribosome assembly; ribosome biogenesis. The record is from RefSeq and is a predicted model, not a curated record.
UAAAACGCAUUUACAAUUUGAAAUUCGUAUCGUAUACAGUGAGAAAAAUUGAGCGACGAUUGAAAAGAUGUCGAAAAUAUUUACACCAACAAAUCAAAUUCGGUUGACGAACGUAGCUGUGGUUCGUAUGAAAAAGGGUGGCAAACGUUUUGAAAUUGCUUGCUACAAAAAUAAAGUGCUAUCAUGGCGCAAAAAUAUUGAAAAAGAUAUCGAUGAAGUGUUACAAAUUCAUUCGGUAUUCACAAAUGUGUCAAAAGGAGCGGUGGCCAAAAAGGAAGAUCUGGUGCAAGCAUUUCAAACCGACAAAAUCACCGAAAUUUGCAAGGAAAUUCUGAUGAAGGGCGAACUACAGGUAUCGGAAAAAGAACGACAAACAGAACUAUCGGCAUUGUUCAAGGAAAUUGCAACAAAUGUGGCCGAUAAAUGUGUGGAUCGUGAAACAAAACGACCAUAUUCAGUGUCAUUGAUCGAAAAGGCCAUGAAAGACAUUCAUUAUUCGGUGAAGCUGAAUAAAAAUGCAAAACAACAGGUGCUUGAAGUUAUUGGUUUGUUGAAAGCAAAUCUUCCGAUUGAACGGGCCCACAUGCGAAUUCAAGUCACCGUUGGUUCGACAAAAGAAGCAAAACAAAUCAUCGACAAAUUGAAACCAUUGUGCGCAUCAAUUGAACACGAUGAUUGGGACACCGGUUGCACCAGUCUCAUCUGUCUUAUUGAUCCCGGCCAAUUCAAAACCAUCGAUGAAUUGAUUCGUAAAGAAACUAAAGGAAACGGUCGCUUGGAAUUGCUCGACCUAAAAGAAGUUGUUGAAGAAGAAAUUCUAUAAAUUUUUUAUUACUAUUUUUUUCUCUCUUUUUUUAUCGAAUAAAAUUUAUUUA